Messenger RNA from Didymella exigua CBS 183.55, 2256 nucleotides. RefSeq names its product tyrosinase. The transcript has a single exon. Gene Ontology annotation, molecular function: oxidoreductase activity. The record is from RefSeq and is a predicted model, not a curated record. Lineage: Eukaryota; Fungi; Ascomycota; Dothideomycetes; Pleosporales; Didymellaceae. The coding region runs from base 1 to 2256 and encodes 751 amino acids.
AUGGCAAACUUCAGCAAGCCCCAGAACAUGACCACCAUGUUGUUCGCAUUUUUUGCUUUCCUCCAGUUCACAGCUGCGCUUGGACACGGAGCGCAUCACCAACACCAUGCUCGUCAUUCCGAGUCCAAGGAUACCAUUCUGAAGAGGCAGAUUGACGAAAUCGCCGACAGCCUAGUUGCUCGUCAGUCGAGUGGAUACACUGCCGUCACCGGUGUCUGCAGUACAAGUACCGGCAGCGACGGCACCUGCAACAGUAACGGCCGUGUCUCUGCUCCCCGUCUUGAGGUCCGUCAGUUGGCGCAGAACGCCGACCAGUGGAACUUGUACCUGCUUGGUAUGGAGAGAUUCCAGGCCAAGGACAAGAAUGACAGGCUUUCGUACUACCAGGUCGCCGGUAUCCAUGGCCGUCCUUAUGUCACCUGGAACAACUUCCCAACUCCUCUAGUCAACCAGGCCGGUUUCUGCCCUCACUCGCACACUCUGUUCGGUUCCUGGCACAGGCCUUACCUUGCCAUCUACGAGCAAGCACUGUACCAGAGCGUGCAGGAGGUCAUCAACACCUUCCCUGAGAGCCAGCGCAGCCGCUGGCAACAGGCUGCCUCGACCUUGCGUAUGCCCUACUGGGACUGGGCGCAGGAUGGCGGCAGCGCUACUGUUCCUACCCUGAUCCGCGACCAGACUGUCACGGUCACUAAGCCUUCUGGCCGCGUGACCAUCCCCAAUCCUUUGUACUCGUACAGCUGGGGCAGCUCUCUGCCUUCUGAGAUUGGUGGUGGACCUUGGAGCAACUGGCCCAACACUCUCCGUCGUCCUGUUGCCAACCCUACCCGAAGCAACAACAACGAGAUGAACGCCCGCUUCAACGCCAUGCGCGUGUCUCUCCGUGAUCGUGUCUUUGCGCUGUUCGCCAGCAAGCAGGCAUGGGGUUCUGCUUCCACUUCCCAGAUCGGUGUCCGUACCGACUCGAGCGGCAGCGGUAUUGACAGCUUCGAGUCUAUCCACGACUCCGUCCACAACACCGCUGGCGGUGAGACUGGUGGCCACAUGUACUACCUCGACAUCUCAUCCUUCGAUCCCAUCUUCUGGCUCCACCACACCAACAUCGAUCGUCUGCUCGCCAUGUACCAGUUGAUUGUCCCCAACACGUACGUCGCUAACGGAAACAUCAACCACAACAUGGCCCAGUGGAACCAGGGUGAGGCCAAAAACAGCUACACUCCUCUUAAGCCGUUCACCAAGAACAGCGCUGGUGACUACUUCACCUCCCAGGACGUCAAGGAGACUCGUGUGCUCGGAUACUACUACCCCGAGACCAGCGAGCGUACCUACUCGCAGGUCGCCAGCGCUGUAACCAGCAUCUACGGUGCCGGCAAGAGCACCCUGAGCAGGCGUACUGACAACGAGACCUCCUCCGAGACUGGCCAGUACCAGGGCCGUCCUCUCCAGGAGGGUGACUACCACCACGUUCUCAACAUCAUUGCUGACAAGUACGCUAUGGAGGGCUCUUACACCGUCCACUGCUUCAUCGGCAAGUCCAGCUCCAACUCUACCUCCAACUCGACCCUGCCAUCUUCGAACUCGACCGCGCCCUACCCCAUCUCCAACUCUACCGCUCCCUACACCAACGGCACCAGUGGUGAGGCUGACUACGACCCAUCGACGGACUACACCCAGGAUCCCAACUACGUCGGCGCCUACGGUGUGCUCGGCGGCCAGAUGGUCAUGAACUCGUCCUACCCCGUCAUGACCUCCGGCUCCCUUCCUCUGACCACCUGCCUCCAGGGCAAGGAAGCCUCCGGCGAGCUUAAGUCGCUGCACCCCGACGACGUCGAGCCGUACCUCGCCGAGAACCUGUACUACAAAAUCGUCGGCGUCAAGGGCGAGCUGAACCCAGAGGACAUCCCUAACUUCCACGUCUCGGCCAAGUGCACAAAGGUCGUCCCCGCCGCGUCCGAGGGCGAUCUGCCCGACCUCAGCGCGCCGUACCAGGAACUGCCCCAGGCCACCAAGAACAAGCCUGCCGGCAAGCCGUUCACGUACACGCCGACCCCCAUCGACAUUGCGCUGCCCGAGGGCGACUACGAGGAGGGCGGCUCGUCGUCCAGCCAGCCGUCCGGUACCUCGCCUGCGACUAGCUACCCGACUGGUGUCUUCCCGUACCCGACUCUGCCGUGGGAGGAGCAGGGAUACUGCGUUACGCAGCAGACGAUUGAGUACGUUGAUCAGGAGGGCAACUUUUUGUACGCUGAGAUGUAA